Molecule: messenger RNA, 2726 nt
Organism: Symbiodinium sp. CCMP2456
Lineage: Eukaryota; Dinophyceae; Suessiales; Symbiodiniaceae
Source: the annotation of a GenBank genome assembly
AUGGCAGACAACUAUGCUCGUAGCAGUGAGUCUGGUUCUGACCCGGAAGGUGUGGAUAUCACCCGGACAGGUGGUCAUGAUUCUCCUUUUCAGGGAACAGCCUCGGAUGACGACGUGUCGGUGCAAUCUGAUUUCGCUGCAGGUAUGGACAUUUCAUAUCAAGCACCACUCCCGCGGGACAUUGAAGCUUUUCUCGCCCCGCAGGGUCGUGAACGUCCGGACCAUUCCAGUGAUUCGAACGAUGCGGAGAUCCCUGCAACGAAAUCUUCCUUGCAAGGUGCUGAUAUCAAUCUUACUUCUGCAGGUGUUCCCAGGGAUCCUCGUGCCGCACGACCCAAGGCACGACCUGAAAGCCGCCCUGCUAAGACGCCGAAGAAUGCAGCAAGGGCUCGAGGGUCUGUUGGCCGGCAAGUUCGCGAAGGUCAAUCUACACCACCUCCGCCCACUUCCUCAACACCCCCGGCUCCAGUUUCCUUUCAGGACCGAGCACAGAUGGGUGGAGCUUUGGACGAGCACAGUCGGACUCGGCCGGAAGUUCCUUCUUCGUCCCGCAUGUCGGUGAAAUCCAGCGCAUCCUAUCAGGACCCAAUCGACCCGCAGGUUUCCUCAGCCAUACAGGGACGUGCUCAGACUACGCCCCCGAAGUCUCCGAGGUUUGCAUGGGAUGCUCGACUUUCGGGCAGUUCCCAGCAGCUGGAGACUGAACAUGGCAUUGAGGGAGAUGCCAUCGGAGGUGCCAUGUCUGUGAAGUUGGUAAGCUGGACGGAACCUCUCAAGAUCACUCCCUUUCCAGUUGAUGUGGUUGAGAGGAAUGCCAGGAUCCUACAGGAUCUACACCAGUCCUCCAGGGUCCACCUGCCACCACAGAUGGAAUGGAUGUUUCUAGCCAACCUCAUUCAGCAGUAUACCGGCCCCGCUGAGGAAAUUUUCGAUCAGGUGACCUUCUAUGAAUCGAAGCAGCAGGUGUAUUGGAAGCAUCACUUGAAGAAGUUUUUCACAACCAAGCCCACCGACCCUGCAGUGCAUCGCUACACCCUGUUUUUCGCACAUGGCACGAACUCAGGGGGCGCAGAAAGGAUUAUCAACUCCAGGUACUUGGCCCCUGCGACGAUUGCAGACGGGCCGACUGCUGUAGGGCACUACAGUCAAGCCACCAAUUGGACUGACAAUGAGAGCCAGCUUCAGGAUGCAUCAUUGUUGCAGGUCUUCACUUGCAAUCUGGAGGAUCAGAGCCGCUACAUUUUUGCCAAAAACGAAGCAGCUGUCUCGCAGGAAGAGGCCAACACCAACAUCAACGAUAUCGGAGUCGGUCCCGGCCUUCCUUCGUCAGGGACCAACCGGAACGUCCCCCUCUUCCGCAUUCAUGGCACAGUUAUCUCCAAUCGCUUUACAAGGGAAUUGAACAUUGAUGGCAUCGACAUCAUGGAUGUGAAAUUAUCUCAGGUCACUACAGGAGGUAACGUCAACUGGGGAUUGCGAUCCCUGGCCAACGGCAGACAUACCGUCUUUGAGUCUUUUAAGUCUCGGCAGGAAGCAAUCAUGGCAGGAACUUUGAUGCGAGCCUUGCGUGGAGAGUCUACCGGUACAUCAGGCGCAGAUCUCAAUGCCACCCUCACACACAUGACGAAGACCAAGUUCCCAGGUUGCUCAACAGAAAGGACCUUCAGCUGCCAGUCAGUCGAUGAUGGAUCAGAUCCGUCAAUUACAGAGAGAGAAUGCCAGAUUGAAGAGCGGAGGAAUGAAGCAGACACAGAUCGUUACGACCCGGAUGAACUGGCUACUUUGCCACCUCGAUCUCGGGAAGGCUCACCGGACCUGGCAGGAUGCAGCGACGAGGCACCGGCGGAAGAAGAAUUGGAUUAUGCAGAUCCACUAGAAACUGUGGAUGCUUUCCGACCUCAGUCUGGGAAUCCCGUUCUGGAUGACUGCAAACUCGACAAUUGGAAGGUGGCUACCAUCAACAGUUGGAUUUCCACCAAGGUUGGUAAGGAUCGUAUGAAUCAGGUCCGCACAGCAGCUGACGAACUCUCGGCUGCCAUGUCCCGUCUGACCCCAGGGAGCAGGCCAGCACUGGACGCCAUAGCAGUUUCGUGGGGACUUCCAGUCACCGUAGCAGCGAAGGUGGGAGAGAAGUCCCUUAGCAUGUUGAUUGCAGCAUGCUAUGUUAUAGGACGUCUGACAACUCAGUGUCCCGUGCCCAGAUGGUCCACUUUCUUCGGACUUUCUUUCGCUGUACGAUCUCCUUUCGGCUUCUUUUCCACGAAGUUCUUGUGCAAGUUUCGUGAUCUCCUUCAGGUUCAGCCACCCAAUCUUACAUUGGGUCGACAGCAGAGACAAUUCAUCGACGAGAGCUUGCUCGCCGUAGAAAGACACAGCAGACAGGUUGGCCUGGGAAUCCAAGUACAUUCGAGAUUUUCAGCCUACACUCAAUACGCCAUGGGUAGGCGAAACUUCUUCGGUCGCGUCGAGCUGACUUGUCGCCCGCCCCCUGUGAACCGACCCUUGAACGUUGCAACUUCCCUCCUCUUCAUCUUCCUACGACUAAACUGGUCUAUUGCAAAGGACAACAACUCGACUAUAGCUUCGGAUGUGGCCCUGUCAGGCAUUGGAAGCGUGGCGGAAACGCUGUCCAUUACCAUGAUCUUCUUCUGCGCACUUUUGGUGAAGAACAGGUCUUUCGGCCAUGUCGUAAUGGGACGUUGUCAAUUCUACGGCAUCUUCGUCAG